AACAAUCAAAUUUCAGAAAGGAAAAAAAAACAAAAAAACAAAAAACAAAAAAAGAUGAAAAAUGUAUUUAAUUUUGGGAAUUUGUUUUCCAUCCAACCCCCAUACCUUAACCAGAAGACAUAGUAGAGAGAGAAAGGAGAGAGAAAGGAGAGAGGGCUUCUUCGAAGAGAAGAGGGGAAACGAAUCAUAGAUACACACAGAAACCCUAGGACAGAGGAAACUCUGUUUCUUCGAUCAUUGCAUUUCAAGAUCUCGAUUGUUCAUUCCAUAUAGGGGCUGGUUGUGCUUCAGCGAUGGCAAACUCCAAGAGUUCAAAUAUCAGAAAUUUCAUGUAUUCCGGAAAGCAUCCUUUGCUUCCUCCAAAAAGUCCAUUUCCUAGCGUUUCCCCGUCAUAUGCAGAUUAUGUCCUCAGUCCUGCAUUUGGAUCAAAAACUGUUCAGAAGCCUAGAGAGGGAAAUGCACAUCACCAGCGAACUUCCUCGGAGAGCCUUCUUAUAGAGGAACAACCUUCUUGGCUUGAUGAUCUCCUUAAUGAGCCGGACACACCAAUACGCAGAGGAGGUCAUCGCCGUUCAUCAAGUGACUCAUUUGCAUAUGUGGAUGCAUCUAAUGCUUCUAACAUUGAUUACGCAGCUCAAGACGAGUACAAAUAUCAUCAUAUGAUUUCUGCACCCUCUUGGGGAUCUCAAGACUUUGAUCCCCAAAAAGAUUUACGACAUGCUUCAUUAUACACUGAACUGAACUUGGUGAAGCAGAAGAAUAAGGCAUGGGAGUCUUCUUUGAAUAGUGUAAAUAACAUGAGCAGCCUUCCUUCUGUCAAGGAUAACAUUGUUCUUCAGAGUUCAGGAUCAUUAUCUACACCGCAAGAAGCAGAUGGGUUUGCUUCUACUGCAAGUGAAAAGCAGGAUCAGGUUGAAUCUGGUCCACAUGAUCCAAAAGCUUCUUCUGAGAAAAAAGACAAUUCUAAUGCUAAGCUUUAUGCAUCUGAGACGGAUGCAAAACGCGCUAAACAGCAAUUUGCUCAGCGCUCACGGGUUCGAAAACUUCAAUACAUAGCUGAGCUGGAGAGGAAUGUACAAGCUUUACAGGCAGAAGGGUCUGGAGUUACAGCCGAGCUGGAAUUUCUCAACCAGCAGAAUCUGAUUCUGAGCAUGGAGAACAAAGCCCUCAAGCAGCGCUUAGAAAGUAUAGCACAGGAGCAACUUAUCAAAUACUUGGAGCAAGAAUUAUUAGAGAGAGAGAUCGGGAGGCUACGAGCCUUGUAUCAGCAACAACAGCAGCACCAUCAGCAGCAACAGCAACAGCAACAGCAACGACCUUCUUCAAGCCAUAGACGCUCUAACAGCAAAGACCUUGAUUCCCAAUUUGCAAACCUCUCUUUGAAACACAAGGAUGCAAAUGCAGGUCGUGACCCUGUAACAGGCACACUUCGCAUAUAGAUGUGUAAUGUAGCCAGAGAUGUCGUUUGCCUCUACUCUUCUCCCAUUGAUAUUGCCACGCCUGACCAAGUUCGUUGCCUCCCUUGUGCGGGAUAGGCUGAGCUAUUCCACUCUUGGCGUCCUCUCUCCACAUUUUGUGCAAUUUGAUUUCACUGUUUAUCGCCCUUCUCUGUUAAGUUAAUAUCGGUGCACCUGGUAGUCAUUGGCCAAGUAGUUCUACUUGGGGCAGGUGACUUACCGGAGGUGGUAACUCAAAACAGGUUCGGUAUUUCAAUCUUUAUUGUAUGUCUUACGUAAUCAUGAUUCAUAAAUGUUGUAUGUUCCAUUUUUUGCCCAUUGCAGAUUUCAACAUAGUACAAAAGAUCUUUUGGGCUAAUUGGAUGUGCACUACUUGUAAUGCAUUAUGGUAGGAAAAUGUGUACUCGUAACAUAUGUUUCAAAUGAAAUCUGUAGUUUCUUUGAUUUUGUUCGUCAGUAAUGAGAAAUUGAUUGGAUGCACAUUUGGCACCUUUUUAUUUUUA
Molecule: messenger RNA, 1960 nt
Organism: Prunus avium (sweet cherry)
Lineage: Eukaryota; Viridiplantae; Streptophyta; Magnoliopsida; Rosales; Rosaceae
Product: basic-leucine zipper (bZIP) transcription factor family protein
Biological process (GO): regulation of DNA-templated transcription
Molecular function (GO): DNA-binding transcription factor activity
Source: RefSeq, a predicted model, not a curated record